Molecule: messenger RNA, 939 nt
Organism: Durusdinium trenchii
Lineage: Eukaryota; Dinophyceae; Suessiales; Symbiodiniaceae
Source: the annotation of a GenBank genome assembly
AUGUCCCAGCCUGAUAGCGGCCGAGCACGUGCAAAAUCCAUAGGUCACUACAUUUUAGGCAAGACUAUUGGAGAAGGCACGUUUGGUAAAGUCAAGCUUGGCACUCACAUCUUGACCAGUGAACGCGUUGCCGUCAAGAUCCUCGAGAAAGAGAGGAUUGUCGAAGUCGCAGAUGUGGAGCGGGUCGCCCGUGAGGUGCACAUUUUGAAGCUCAUCCGGCACCCACACAUCGUUCAGUUGUAUGAAAUCAUUGAGACGCGUCGCCAACUUUAUCUUAUUAUGGAGUAUGCCAGUGGCGGAGAGCUAUUUGACUACAUUGUCGCUAAAGGGCGUGUACCAGAAUUGGAGGCAUGCCGCUUCUUCCAUCAGAUUAUUGCCGGCUUGGAGAAGGUUCAUGCCAUGAACAUCGUGCACCGGGAUCUGAAGCCCGAGAAUCUCCUCCUGGACGAGCACAAAAACAUUAAGAUCGUGGACUUUGGCCUGAGCAACGUUUUCAGGCCUGGUCAGCUCCUCAAAACUGCUUGUGGCUCUCCAUGCUAUGCUGCGCCCGAAAUGAUUGCAGGUCACAGUUAUGUUCCACAUCUUUGCGACCUUUGGAGUUGCGGGGUGAUUCUUUUCGCACUGGUUUGUGGAUACCUUCCUUUUGAGGAUCAAAACACCUCAGCACUGUACAAGAAGAUAUUGGCCGCUGACUACAAGACACCCAAGUUUAUCAGUGAGUCCGUGCGGGACCUCAUCUCAAAGCUACUGACCACCGACCCCAAGUGCCGCUACAAUGUCCCGGAUGUGCGUGCGCAUCCAUGGUACCGGCAAAUUCCAGAAGCUUCUACUCCCAUCCCAGAGGAAAAGGUAGAGCAAGGCGAGAAGCAGGAUAUGAAGUUGGAAGAGGACCUUAGCAGAGACUUGGUGUUGGCUGUGUAUGCAAAGACAUGGAAUUAA